UUGAACCUUUUGGCACUCUAUGCUUUCAGUGUCAAGAUUCACCGCAAGCCGCUCCCCACAGACAUCCUGCUGCUUAAUCUGACUGUUUCUGACCUGCUUUUUUUGAUCACCCUUCCUCUGAAGAUGCAUGAAGCAGUGUCAGGCAUGGAAUGGAAUCUUCCAGCCUUAAUGUGCUCCAUCACCUCCUUCAUCUUUUUCUCCACCAUCUACACCAGCUCCUUGCUGCUGAUGGCAGUGAGUGUGGUCCGCUACAUGGCCGUGGCCUUCCCCGUCACCUAUCACAAGCUGAACAAACCUUUGUACCCAGUUAUUGCGAGUGCUGUUAUCUGGAUCAUUUCAGCGGUGCACUGCAGCAUCACUUUCUUCGUCCAGCACCACCCAUCCCUGGCCAGCGCAAACUCCAGCGUGUGCUAUGAAAACUUCACUGAGAAGCAGCUGGAGGUCCUCCUUCCAGUACGUUUGGAGAUGUUCUUUGUGCUCUGCCUUUUCCCUCUUGUUAUCUCCAUUUACUGCUACUUGCACCUGAUAGUGAUUCUGUACAGCCGACAGAGGAUCUCCUGGAUGCAGAAGAAGAAGGCUGUUGGCAUGGCCUUGGAGUCCUGA
This is a messenger RNA of Menidia menidia (Atlantic silverside), 603 nucleotides long. The record is from the annotation of a GenBank genome assembly. Lineage: Eukaryota; Metazoa; Chordata; Actinopteri; Atheriniformes; Atherinopsidae.